Molecule: messenger RNA, 3446 nt
Organism: Closterium sp. NIES-67
Lineage: Eukaryota; Viridiplantae; Streptophyta; Zygnematophyceae; Desmidiales; Closteriaceae
Source: the annotation of a GenBank genome assembly
UCCUAGUACUGAGCUCCUACACAUGCCUUGGGUUCCUACACGUGCCUUGGAUUAGAGUGGCACGUGCCUCACAUGCAGAAAUCGCAUGAAUAGGGGAUUGUAUACAUACAGGGAGAUUAGAAAUCGCGUGAGAAAGUAGCCCGUUCUGGGAUCACAUCAGUCAUGGCUGUAACAGUCGCAGCCGGGUGACGAUUGAGUCGGCUCCUAAGUCCUAAGGCAGGGAGAGUAGAAAUCACGUGAAUUCGCCGCUCGCUCCGGGAUCACAUCAGUCAUGGCUGUGUCAGUCGCAGCGGAAUGGACGGAGCUCUCGAACUGCUUUUAUCGCGUACAGCCUCUGCCAGACCUGCAAUGGCAGGACGUGGACCUAUCAGAGCUCAUGGUCGCCUGUGCGCCCUACUGCGGGCCAAUCGCCACCGUCCGCGACCCCAACCACCUUCCCAGGCGCGGCAGUGGCGCAGGUUCGGCAGCAGGUUCGGCAGCCCAGGCUCGGCAGUACAUAUCAGUGUUUUCAGCAGCUGGACGGCCGAUCUCGAGAUUCCUGUGGGAGCCGCCGGGGGGGAGGCUGAUGGGGUUGGGGUGGAGGGAGGAUGCUGUGGGGGGGCUGGUGCUUGUAUCGGUGCUUGAAGACGGCACUGUUCAUCAGUGCUCAAUGCAUGGGAAAGGCACUCUCCCCCGCAUCCCCCUGCACACAAACAACCUCGAAGGAAUCACAGAGGCCCACAUAUUCGGCAUGAGAGGAGGAGGCGGGGCAGGAGAGAGGAAAGGAGAUGGUACUGGGGGGGAGGCAAGUGGCGGGAAAGGGGAAGGAGGGGGAGGGGCUGUGGUGGCGGGCGUGGUGUGCUUGACUGAGAGCUGCCAGCUACUAGCGAUGGUGGACUUUGAUGAGCCCGAGGUCUUCCCACUGGCGGACCCCGGCUUGACAGAGCCACCAGCCUGCAUGGCUGUGCUGGAGCCUGUGCUGACGUCAGCGGAUGACGUCGGCACUGCCCAGGUGGCGGUGCUGCUAGGAACGGAGGCUGCUCUGCUGAGAGUGGACGGGGAGACAGUGCAACGCGUGGGCGCUCCAGAGAUGGCAACAGCAGUGCAGUGCAUGGCAGUGUCUGCUUCCGGGAAGCUUCUGGCCUGUUUCACGGCUGAUGGGCAGCUGCAUGUGCUGCUGACGUCAGACCUCACCAGGCGCAUCUCCCACUAUGACACUCAGCUCGUCCUACCACCGGACGACAUGGCAUGGUGUGGCGAGGACGCUGUUCUUCUCUCCUGGCAGGACCCCCCCGCCCUCAUGCUCGUGGGGCCAGGCGAUGCCAUCAAGUACUCCCUGGGGGUCGAGGACGAGGAGGACGAGGAGGAGGAGGAGGAGGAGGGGGACGAGGGAGAUGUGAAGCCCUUUGGCUCGGCGGCUAUUCGCAGUGCACCAGCCCCAGCAUCAGCUCUCCACGCUGAAAGCGCUCAAGGCCGCCUCAUCCUCAUCCCAGAGUGCGACGGCGUGCGCCUGCUCUCCUCCUCCCACUCCGACUUCAUCUCUCGGGUCCCCGAGCCCACAGUAUCAGCCUUUGCCCUGGCCAGCACAGCGCCCCCAGCGCUCCUCCUGGAGGCGUUUGACCUGUUCGAGAGGCGGUCGGCCAAGGCGGACGAGCACGUGCGGGCGAUGGGGGUUGGGGUGAUGGGGGCGGCGGUGCAUGCAUGCAUGGAUGCUGCUGCGCACGAGGUCGACCUGGAUGGCCAGAAGAGGCUUUUAUCCGCUGCAGCCUUCGGAAGGGCAUUCUGCAGGAAGUUUCCUCGUGAUCGCAUGAUGAGUCUGUGCAAGGACCUGCGAGUGCUGAAUGCAGUGAGGCGGGCGGAGGAGGAUGGGCUCACCAACGGGAUGCGCGCCAUGGAGAUGGCUGGCAUGCCACUUACCUACUCCCAGUACAAGGAGCUCUCCCCUGCGCGGCUCAUCGCUCGCCUCUGCUCCACCCACCACCACCUGCUGGCCCUUCGGGUCGCUACGUUUCUCAGCCUUCGGACAGAGAGCGUGUUGGAGCAUUGGGCCAUAUCCAAAAUCCUCUCGGCAUCUCAAACACCCGAUGAAGUGCUUUACGAUACCAUAAUAAAGCAGGUUGACACCGACAAGAGGGGAAGCCUUGCGGUAUCUUUUGCAGCCAUAGCUACAGUCGCGUUUCACACGGGCCGGCACGAGCUGGCGACACGGUUACUGGAGAGGGAGGUUCACACGGGGAGGCAGGUGCGACUGCUGUUGGAGAUGGGUGCAUUUGAAGCGGCUCUAUGGAAAGCAGAGGCGGGGCCAGACGCGGACUUUGUGUUCCAAGUGCUGUUCCAACUGCUGGAUAAGGCACCAGAGGAGCAGGUAUUUGAAAUGCUCAAGAGCCACCCAACUGCCCGGAGCCUCUUCAUCUCAUACUGCAAGAAGUCCGACAUUCCUCUGCUCAUGCGAUUCUAUGAGCGCUGCUCCAUGCACCAGUGUGUGGCAGAGCAGAUAGUGCAGCAGGCAGCACAGGAGGCAGGGAGCGUGUGGCCGCAAGAGAGGGUGAGGGAGCUGGAAGCAGCAGCAGAGCUUUUCACGAGGACUAGGGACAAUGGUUUUCAGGCCAAAGCAGUGGAAGAUUCCGUAAAGCUUCUGCGCAUUCAGCAACAGCUGGAAGCAGCAGGAACGGUGCAGCUCCCCCCUCCCACUGCUACUGCCACUGGUCAUUCAGCAACAGCUGGAAGCAGCAGGAACGGUGCAGCUCCCCCCUCCCACUGCUACUGCCACUGGUGUAGGGGAGGGUUCCCAAGGGGGAGGGGAGGGGGAGGAGGGGAGGAGUGUGGUGGGGGCGAGUGUGAACGAGACGAUUGCUGCAUGCCUGGCAGCAGGCAACAACCGAGAUGCUCAGAAGCUGAAGAGUGAUUUCAAGGUCCCAGAGCGCCGCUACUACUGGCUAAGGCUGCAGUCCCUAGCCCGGUCGAGGGACUGGGAGGGGCUGGACAAGCUGUCCAAGGAAAGACGCCCUCUGGUGGGCCUGCGGGCGUUUGUGGAGGCGUGUGUGGAGCAAGGGGCGCUGCUUGAAGCUGCCAAAUACGUUGGGCGGAUUGGGGACGCUGCGGACAGAGAGGAGCUCUCUCGCCGGUUCAACCUUCCAGACAUGUCAUCAGAAGCAGCAGCUGCCGCAGCAGCAGCGAGGGGCGAGGGCGCAAUUCUCGGUACGUUGCGGUCUUUCGCUGCUGCUGGCAGUGCAGCAGGGGCGGCUGCUGUUGCGGCAAACCCUGCAGCUUCUUCCUUUUUUGGUUUCGGCAGCUUAUCCUUCACUGGUAGAGGUGAAGGAUGAACCCUCUGGAUAAAUAUUCUGCAGGUUUUACAGAGUGCUAGAGUUAGCAAUUCAAGGCACAUUUGCAAAUGUGUACGCUUAGUCCAAUGUAUCUGGUACUUGAAUCUGGUACACGCCCAGCACAACAUAUAUCCGACCUUCAGG